Messenger RNA from Mercenaria mercenaria, 1508 nucleotides. RefSeq lists its product as uncharacterized. The coding region runs from base 21 to 1508 and encodes 495 amino acids. NCBI's taxonomy places the organism in Eukaryota, Metazoa, Mollusca, Bivalvia, Venerida, Veneridae. The transcript has 4 exons. The record is from RefSeq and is a predicted model, not a curated record.
AAUUUCGGUAUUUCAGCACAAUGAAGACGAGAUUAUCAUUUUUCCUCGCUCUGUGUGGGCUCAUACACGGGGGGUUAGCUACCUAUGGUAAGGGCGGUUUUGGAAACGUUGGUUCUUUAGGCGGCUUCGGAAACGUAGGAAGUGUUGGAGGCCUCGGAGGGCUUGGAGGCGUUGGGGGCCUCGGAGGCUUCGGAAACGUAGGAGGCUUCGGGAACGUAGGAAGUGCUGGAGGCCUCGGAGGGUUUGGAGGCUUCGGAAACCUAGGAGGAGGCUAUGGCGGAAGCUGGGGUUCUCUAGGAGGCAUUGGUGAUUCGUGGCUAGGCGGAGGAUUUGGUUCUGGAAUUGGUAGCAUUGGUGGAUUUGGUUCUGGAAUUGGUAGUUUUGGCGGAGAUCUCGGGUACGGUAUCGGUCCAUGGGCCGGCGGUUAUGGAAGCGGAAUCGGAAGUUUUGGAAGUGUUGGAUUAGGCGGAUUAGGUGGAUUCGGCGGAAUGAGCGGCGGUAAAGGUUAUGGCUAUGGCAAGGCUCCAAAACCCGCCGUUAUGCCAGUGCACGUCGUACCUGCACCUAAACCAGUGAUACCCGUACCGGUUGUUCCAGUUGUGAAAGUACCAAAACCAAGGCCCAUUCAAGUUGUACAUGUAGCCUUACCCCCACCCCCACCACCCCCGAUGCCAGUCCCUGUAGUACCAAUGGCUGUAAUUCCAAAUAAAGGAAAGGGAUACGGAAAAGGAGGUAAAGGUCAUGGAUACGGCAGAGGACUUUCAGGCGGUUGGGGCGGCAUUAGUGGCGGUCUUGGAGGUUGGGGUCCUAGCAUAGGACUUGGAGGCGGUUGGGGCGGCUAUGGUGACGGUCUUGGAUGGGGUAGCGGCGGAUACGGAUGGGGUGGUGAUCUAGGAUUUGGUUUAGGGGGACUCGGCUUUGGAGGAUACGGUGAUAUUGGUGGACUUGGGGUUGGAAGCUGGGGUUCUGGUGUUGGCAUUGGUUUGGGUACUGGCGGGCUUGGUGCCGGUAGCUGGGGCACCGGUGGACUUGGUGCCGGUAGCUGGGGAAAUGCCGGACUUGGUGCCGGUAGCUGGGGCACGGGUGGACUUGGUGGCGGUAGCUGGGGCACCGGUGGACUUGGUGGCGGUAGCUGGGGAAAUACCGGACUUGGUGCCGGUAGCUGGGGCACCGGUGGACUUGGUGCCGGUAGCUGGGGAAAUGCUGGACUUGGUGGCGGUAGUUGGGGCACCGGUGGACUUGGAACAAAUAACUGGGGCGCUGGUGGACUCAGCAGUGGAAUCGGUACUGGUCUUGGAACCGGUUUAGGAACCAAAGGCACUAUUGAUACAUUUGGAACAGGUUUAGGCCAAAACUGGGGUAGCAAUGCAGGGUUGAACACUGGACUGAACAACUGGGGAUCUGGUUGGGGUAACAACGGCGGCCUUGGCGGAUGGUCUGGCAAUAACUGGGGCAACAUGGGUGGCAAUAACUGGCUUGGAGGUGGAUGGGGAAAGGAUAGAAUUUAG